UAAUUUAGUAGCUAAAUGGCUGGAGAAAGUGAAGUGGUAGCUACGGUUGAACCAACCUUAAGAGCUUGUCGCUGUCGGGAGCUUCGUCCCUAUAAGAUAAUAGCCGACGCCGCUGUUCAACCAUCCUUAGAAAACGACCGGAAACGUAUGAAGCUGGAUCCUCAUCUUUUCCUUCCGGUAUCUUCUCGGGACUGUGUUAACGCAGUACAGAACUCGGAUACUAAAAAGCCAGCAAAAGUUGACGGUCUUAAUAACGAAGCCCUAUUUUCUAAUGGAACAGUGAAGUUAGAAACUGAAAUUUCGGUUGGAGGAGGAAAGGAGUGGCCGAAGUUCGGAAUGGCUUCCGUUUGUGGAAGGAGACGAGAUAUGGAAGAUGCAGUUUCGGUUCACCCUUCGUUUUGUAAACUUAACAGUCAAGUUCAAAUUUCCCCUGAUAUUCACUUUUUCGGCGUCUUCGAUGGCCAUGGCUGCAGUCAUGUUGCUAUGAAGUGUAGAGAUCGAUUUCACGAGAUAUUGAAAGAAGAAGUCGAAGCAUGCAACGUGACUGCGGCGAUCGAGAUGCUGAGAAGCUUUGAAAGGAUGGAUGGAGAAGUUAAAGAAGGGAAAGUGGACCCUAAGGAGGGCUCGACUUGCCGAUGUGAGCUUCAAACUCCACAGUGCGACGCCGUUGGGUCCACCGCGGUGGUUGCUGUUGUCACCCCUGAUAAGAUCAUCGUCGCAAACUGUGGUGAUUCACGUGCCGUUCUAUGUCGGAACGGCGGCGCUUUUCCCCUCUCCGAUGAUCACAAGCCGGAUCGACCCGAUGAAUUACUCCGGAUCCAAGAAGCAGGUGGCAGAGUAAUUUACUGGGAUGCCCCUAGAGUUCUUGGCGUUCUAGCCAUGUCUAGAGCAAUCGGUGAUAAUUAUUUUAAACCAUUCGUUAUACCGGAGCCUGAGGUGACCACAACGGAGAGGAAAAGUGAAGAUGAGUGUUUGAUUCUGGCGAGCGACGGAUUGUGGGAUGUAAUGAGAAAUGAAACAGCAUGUGGGGUGGCGCGUAUGUGUUUACGUGCUGAAUCCCGAGCAGGGGCCUCCACGGUCAAAGGUGGCGCAUCCGAGGGAUUUGAUAAGCCAUGUUGGGACGCUUCGGUUUUGUUAACGAAAUUGGCCUUGGCCAGGCACAGCACCGAUAAUGUUAGCGUUGUGGUUGUUGAUUUGAAGGAAAAUCAGCAGCCUAUCUAACUAAAAAUAGGAUCA
Molecule: messenger RNA, 1236 nt
Organism: Hibiscus syriacus
Lineage: Eukaryota; Viridiplantae; Streptophyta; Magnoliopsida; Malvales; Malvaceae
Product: protein phosphatase 2C 37-like
Exons: 4
Coding region: 16-1221 (401 amino acids)
Biological process (GO): protein dephosphorylation
Cellular component (GO): cytosol; nucleus
Molecular function (GO): protein serine/threonine phosphatase activity; cation binding
Source: RefSeq, a predicted model, not a curated record